AUGGCCCUUCGUUUUUUGCCCGAGACAGCGUUCAAAUCCUGGGUGACCGGUAAUGCUUAUAUCAAGUCUCCAGGAGACCUGAUGCUCAUCUAUAGCAUCCUCGCCGUCGGCGUAGCCUUGUCAGGAGGACCCAAGAACAUCGCCAACGAAUACGCCCAGAUCGCCCACUACGCGCAGCACCGAGCUGCUUGCAGCCUUCAGCUCGCGCAGGCUCGUCUGCUUCUCGCGCUGUACUACCUGUCACUCUCUAGGCUGAACGACGCGAACGAGUUGAUCAGUGGAGCCAUAUCAGCAUCGAUCGAUCUGCAGCUAAACCUCGAACUUGAAAAGUCGAACGAAGCGGACCUGACAGACUUCCCUUAUGGUUUGCAAAAAGAUGGAUAUUCAGAGAGCCGAAGACGAACUUACUGGGCAUGCUUCGUACUGGAACGACUCAGCGGCGUGUUUCCCAAUCGGCUGAGCAUUCUGAACGUCAAAGACAUCUUUAUCCGACUCCCAUGCGAAAACGAAUUGUUCGAACGUCAGGCAAAAUCCGACGCUUCCUUUUUCCCAGCAGCGAUGGCUAUGUCAUCCAAAGCCGUCAUUCGGCCAUUGGGUAUCUUGGCCUUCCUGGUACAGCUUGUGGCCAUCUGGGGUGAGGCUAUGUCUGAACUCUACAGGGCUGCCCAAAGCCAAGAAACAGACUAUGACGCCGCGGGCUUUAUUGACACCGUGAUGGAGAAGUUGAUCGGAUGGCGCGAGUCCCUGCCCGAGUGCUUCACUUACAGUUCGGGCAAUAUGGCCCUGGCUACACAAGAUGGCACUCUCAGCACAUUCCUCACGAUCCACCUGGUAUAUCUCCACGGGCUCAUGAAGAUCCAUCGACACGUCCGGACAGAGCCGAUCGCUGCCUCGGUACGGCUACAAUACGGAACGCGCAUCCAUGAGGAAGCAACGCGGGUUCUGGACAUCACGGGCAUGUUGGAAGUGCUGCUCCAGGGCCGCCGAGCUCCCAUCAGUGCGCCGCCUCCUUUCAUGAGCUACGUCAUCCUCGAGGCUACUGACGUCCUCACGGCGGAGGGGUCCUUGGCGGAUGUCUCGGUCCUUCUGGAUCGGCUCGCGGUCGCAGGGGCGAUUGUCGAUGCUGCGGGAAUGGUAUGGGAAGAGGCUCGGGCACAUCAAUCGGUCAUGGAACAGAGGCUCGAUGCACUACGUGCUCUGCGGGAUCGUCAGCCCAGCGACGCGCCCCUCGCCGGUAGCAGGGUGUUUGAUCACGACGAGAGCAAGGAUAGCAAGCUGCCUGCGGGGAGGUGCUGGCAGAUGGACGAUCCAAUGGACACAACAUUUCCUCGAAGGAUGGAUCUCGUAUACAUUCGAAGCUGA
Colletotrichum chrysophilum is the source of this 1362-nucleotide messenger RNA. RefSeq lists its product as uncharacterized. The transcript has a single exon. The record is from RefSeq and is a predicted model, not a curated record. The coding region runs from base 1 to 1362 and encodes 453 amino acids. Lineage: Eukaryota; Fungi; Ascomycota; Sordariomycetes; Glomerellales; Glomerellaceae. Gene Ontology annotation, biological process: DNA-templated transcription. Gene Ontology annotation, cellular component: nucleus. Gene Ontology annotation, molecular function: DNA binding; zinc ion binding.